Penicillium bovifimosum is the source of this 2367-nucleotide messenger RNA. It is a transcript of the gene abaA, whose product is annotated as transcription factor AbaA. The record is from RefSeq and is a predicted model, not a curated record. Gene Ontology annotation, cellular component: transcription regulator complex. The transcript is spliced from 3 exons. NCBI's taxonomy places the organism in Eukaryota, Fungi, Ascomycota, Eurotiomycetes, Eurotiales, Aspergillaceae. The coding region runs from base 1 to 2367 and encodes 788 amino acids. Gene Ontology annotation, molecular function: RNA polymerase II cis-regulatory region sequence-specific DNA binding; DNA-binding transcription factor activity, RNA polymerase II-specific. Gene Ontology annotation, biological process: regulation of transcription by RNA polymerase II.
AUGGCUACUGACUGGCAACCCGAGUGCCUCGUCACUCAGAACCAGCCAUCACUGGAUCCGGUGGGAGCUCAUUCUGAUCGAGCUCUGCAGAAUACUUCUGGCAACGUCCAGUCUUAUUCAGAGCAUUUGACACAUGGUGAUAUCGCUGCCCGUGAGGAACAGCUUCAGCAUCUUGGCUUCAAGUAUUCCCAUGCCCCUCACCAGCCUCAGUCGUUGGCAGCAUCCAACUUGCAUCAGCAGCAUGUAGCUGCUCGACUUCAUGCCCGCAAGCUUCGUCGGCUUCAUUCGGUUGGGCCCAACUCUCAAUCGCGACGUGCACGAAGCAGCUACCUCAAAUCCCAGAAGUACUUGGAGUAUCGGGCUCGGCCUCGACGUGAUACUGGAAAGGACGGAGAGCCUGUGUGGUCUGAUGAGUUGGAAGAUGCUUUCCAGCAGGCCCUCGAAGCAAACCCUCCUAUGGGUCGGAGAAAGUGGUCCGAACGGGGCAAAUCAUAUGGACGCAAUGAGCUGAUUGCAGAGUACAUCUUCAAGUUGACUGGCAAGCGGAGAACCCGCAAGCAGGUCUCCAGCCAUCUGCAGGUUCUUGACUCUUUCCUCAAGGGGGAUCCCGAUUGGGAGCGCCUUGUCCGAGAGACUUCACCCGAACGCUCGUCCAGCGUGCAUGGAUCAGCACCGGCUCCCAAGUGGAGAACUUCAAUGGAGCACCCUUCAGCCUCCAGCCACUACAACAGUCAUGCUCACCCCCUGUAUCAUGACCACAUGAGGUCCAUGCAGCCUUAUGCGGGGGACCUGCCACCCCCACACUAUACCCUUGGCUCCAACAUGCAGGAGGCCGGCAGCAACAUUCAUGGCUUCAGCUUUGAUAUGUGGGUGAGCGCCCCUCAGCAGGCCAACCGCAUCGACAAGGCACUGCAUGCAUAUACUCGGCUGCAAGGUGAUCUCCACCACCCAAUUGCACCACCUAUGCCUCUAGAGCACGUGAAUGGAUGGCGGACAUCUUUCCCCCACUUGGCCACGAUGGUGGACGACAUCCACAACCCUCUGGAUUGCGAUAUCAUUCUUCUCGAAGUCAACCUUGAGUUGAUGACUGAUUUCCCGCCUGCAGGAUCACGGCUGGGUAUUCAGCUCGACCUUGACUACGGCCACCCUACUGCCGGCGACGUCUUGGGCGUCAGCCAGAUGGAAAACUGGACCUGCAGCACGAAUAUCUACAAGGAUGGCCAGGAGCUACUGGAGACCUACCACGACCUACCCAAGACUCAGUCCACCAAGGUCAAGCCUCUCUUUGAAUCCUCUUGGUGGGCCAAGUUGUUCACUCAGGUGACCCAAGAGAAGCGCAUCGCCGAGGACUCAGGCCAGCCUCAGGCCGUUCAAGACGCUGACGACCAUACCCGUCAGUUCUUCCGCUCCUUGUCUGCAGUACAGGAGCUACGUGCCACUCCUCCCAGCUCUCGCCGGCUCUCCAGCCAAUACCAAAGCCACCACGGCGAUGAGAGCAAGCGCAUGGCCGUUCUCGCCUGGAAGUUCCGUCAGACCCGCCCCGGCGAAGUUGGCACAACCACUUGGCGACGCCUAAUCCCGGCACCGGACCGCACUACGACCAAUAGCCCCCGGCCGGCCUCCGGUGUCGGUCUUCCUCCGCUCUCUCUCAAUUCCAUCCUUCUCAACAAGCCCUCCCACCAGGGUGUAUACCAGGCUCCUCAACCUCAGGACCUCAUCCACCACCAGCCCCAGUCUCAGUCACAAUGGCCCAUGUACCAUUCCUCCCACGAUAACGUGGCCAAUCUCUUUAAUACUUCCGGCCCUCUCGACUUCCUCACAUCCAUCACCAAACCCGAAGACGGCCUCAAUGACAAAACCGCCUCCACCUCCGUGCUGGACUCCUUCUCCACCAGUCUGGCCCCAGACAACAUCCCGUCGACCAGCCUCCACGGCUCCAACGCACCCGUCAUGAUGAACGUGCAUGACCUCCCGCUCUCGCACCCCAGCAUGGGUUACCCCAUGAGCCACGAAGCAUCCCACUACGUGCCUUCUCAGCAGCACGGCGUGCACAUGCAUGACAACAACGUGCUUAACGGGUUCUUCGGUUCCAACACACAGCCUCUCGACGAUCUUAGCCACGGCCAUGCCUGGGGUGCACACUCCACCUCGAUGCCCGGAGACGUCGGAGCCGGCAGUUACCACCUCCCUUACCAGACGGAGCAUGGGUCUGUCUCCCGCGAGCAGCAACCACACCACUUUGACAGUCUCUUGCCGUCGGAGGACCUUAUGGAUAAGAUCGUCGGGCGGAUGUCCAAUGGUCCUAACAUGCAUGGGGCGGGCCCUGAUGCGAGUGGAGGUUACGACAACUCAUCGGUGGAUGUAUAA